Molecule: messenger RNA, 4333 nt
Organism: Linum tenue
Lineage: Eukaryota; Viridiplantae; Streptophyta; Magnoliopsida; Malpighiales; Linaceae
Source: the annotation of a GenBank genome assembly
UCUAUUGUCUUAACUCCCCCAAUGCCACAGCCCUUCCUAGUUCCUUCUCUAUCACUCUCUCUCCCCGCUACAAAAAGCCGACAAUGAACCCACCGACCUGAACCUCCUCAUCCUCUCCGGUCACGUUCCCUCCCAAACCCUAAAAGCAAUCGCCCGAUAAACCUCUAAGCCUUCUUCUUACCCACUCCUUCUCGAUCGAUCCGAUUGCUUCCUCGUUCUUCUCGUCCACCUUUCUUUAUGCUUCCUCGGAAGAGAGCUGGUGGAGGAGAGGUUGCAGUAGAAGGAGAAGGGAGACCUAUCUGUAACGCCACCGAAUCGCUCAUCAAGAAGCACCGCAUCGAAACCGCUGCUGCGGCCACGGGAUCUCCCGCAACCACUACCGCCGUCAACGUAAACACCAACAGCAGCAACUCCGGCAACGCUAGCAGUAACAGCAACAGCGGCUCGUCGAUCAUGACUCUAGGAAACGGAAACCAGCAAUAUAUCGAUGAGGAUCUGCACAGCCGUCAGCUUGCUGUCUACGGCCGCGAGACUAUGCGAAGGCUGUUUGCUUCCAAUGUUCUAAUAUCCGGGAUGAAUGGACUCGGCGCUGAGAUUGCGAAGAACCUGGUUCUUGCUGGAGUCAAGUCUGUGACCUUACAUGAUGAAGGAGUGGUGGAGUUGUGGGACUUGUCUAGCAAUUUCGUCUUCACAGAACAAGAUGUUGGGAAGAACAGGGCUCUUGCUUGUAUCCAGAAGUUACAAGAACUAAACAACUCUGUGGUGAUUUCCACUUUAACUGGCCCACUCAAGAAGGAACAACUGUCUGAUUUCCAGGCUGUUGUAUUCACGGAUCUUAGUUUAGACAAGGCAAUUGAAUUCGAUGACUACUGCCACACUCAUCAACCUCCCAUUGCCUUCAUCAAGUCAGAAGUUCGGGGCCUUUUCGGUAGUGUGUUCUGUGAUUUCGGCCCUGAGUUUACUGUUUUUGAUGUGGAUGGUGAGGAUCCCCAUACAGGCAUAAUUGCUUCUAUCAGCAAUGACAACCCUGCGCUUAUAGCUUGCGUUGACGAUGAGAGGGUGGAGCUUCAAGAUGGUGACUUAGUUGUUUUCUCUGAGGUCGAUGGGAUGGCUGAACUCAAUGAUGGAAAGCCUAGGAAGGUUAAGAAUGCCAGACCCUAUUCAUUCAACAUAGAAGAGGACACCACAAAUUAUUCUACUUAUAUCAAAGGUGGCAUUGUCACACAAGUGAAGCAACCGAAGGUUUUGAAGUUCAAAACCCUGCGAGAUGCAAUCAAGAACCCUGGGGAUUUCCUUUUGAGCGACUUCUCCAAGUUUGAUCGUCCACCUCUCUUGCACUUGGCUUUCCUGACGCUGGAUAAGUUUGUUGCUGAGUUGGGCCGUUAUCCAGUUGCUGGGUCAGAGGAUGAUGCUCAGAGGUUCCUGUCAUUGUUUAAUAAUAUCAAUGAUAAUGCAGGUGAUGGAAAGCUUGAAGCAAUCAACCAAAAGAUUCUUCAUCAUUUUGCUUUUGGUGCAAGAGCUGUGCUGAAUCCCAUGGCUGCCAUGUUUGGUGGUAUUGUUGGACAGGAAGUUGUCAAGGCUUGCUCUGGGAAAUUCCACCCGCUAUUCCAGUUUUUCUACUUUGACUCGGUUGAGUCUCUUCCAACUGAGCCCUUGGAUCCCAAUGACCUGAAGCCCUUAAACAGUCGAUAUGAUGCACAAAUUUCAGUUUUUGGGGCAAAGCUUCAGAAGAAGCUUGAAGAUGCGAAAGUGUUCAUUGUGGGAUCUGGUGCCCUUGGCUGUGAGUUUCUGAAGAACUUAGCUUUGAUGGGGGUCUCGUGUGGAAAGCAAGGGAAGCUCACAGUCACAGAUGAUGAUGUUAUAGAAAAGAGUAACCUUAGCAGGCAGUUCCUUUUCCGAGAUUGGAACAUUGGACAAGCCAAAUCAACUGUUGCUGCAUCCGCUGCAUCUCUGAUAAACCCGAAUUUCAAUAUUGAAGCUCUGCAGAACCGUGCAAGUCCUGAAACUGAAUCUGUGUUUGAUGAUAAUUUCUGGGAGAACCUGACUGUGGUGAUCAAUGCCCUUGAUAAUGUGAAUGCUAGGCUCUAUAUUGACGGUAGAUGCUUGUAUUUCCAGAAGCCACUUCUUGAGUCUGGAACCUUAGGUGCCAAGUGCAACACUCAAAUGGUCAUCCCACAUCUGACUGAAAAUUAUGGUGCCUCACGUGACCCGCCUGAGAAGCAAGCCCCCAUGUGCACUGUUCACUCAUUUCCCCACAACAUAGACCACUGCUUGACAUGGGCUCGUUCUGAAUUUGAGGGUUUGCUUGAGAAGACUCCUGCAGAGGUAAAUGCUUUCCUGUUGGCUCCCAAGGAGUAUGCCUCUGCAAUGAAAAAUGCAGGUGAUGCCCAGGCAAAGGACAACUUGGAAAGGGUUCUUGAAUGUCUUGAGAAGGAGCGAUGCGUGGAGUUCCAGGACUGCAUCACUUGGGCUCGUCUGAAAUUUGAAGACUAUUUUGUCAACCGUGUGAAACAGCUGACGUUCACUUUUCCUGAAGAUGCAGUAACAAGCAGCGGAACCCCGUUCUGGUCUGCUCCUAAGCGUUUCCCUCGCCCGCUUCAGUUCUCUACUGAUGAUAUGAGCCACCUACAUUUCGUUAUGGCUGGAGCCAUCUUACGUGCAGAAAUCUUUGGGAUUCCACUGCCUGACUGGGUUAAGUCUCCAGCCAAGAUAGCUGAUGCUAUUAACAGAGUUAUAGUGCCAGAUUUCGAGCCGAAGAAAGGUGUGAAGAUUGAGACAGAUGAGAAAGCAACAAAUGUUUCUACCUCGUCAAUCGAUGAUGCGAAAGCUAUUGAUGAGCUGAUUUUAAAGUUGGAAACAUGCAGGCAGCAGCUAGUGCCAGGAUUCAAAAUGGCUCCCAUUCAAUUUGAAAAGGAUGAUGACACGAACUAUCAUAUGGACCUGAUAGCUGGACUGGCCAACAUGAGGGCAAGGAACUAUGGCAUUCCAGAAGUGGACAAACUCAAGGCCAAGUUCAUUGCCGGCAGGAUCAUACCAGCCAUUGCAACAUCCACCGCCAUGGCAACCGGUCUUGUCUGCCUGGAGCUUUACAAGGUUCUGGAUACACAGCACAAGCUGGAGGACUACAGAAACAGCUUUGCCAAUCUGGCCCUUCCUCUCUUCUCCAUUGCCGAGCCGGUCCCACCGAAGGUGAUCAAGCAUCAGGACAUGAGCUGGACAGUUUGGGACAGAUGGAUUCUCAAGAACAAUCCAACUCUCAAGGAGCUUCUCGAGUGGCUGAAGAAGAAGGGCUUGAAUGCUUACAGUAUCUCGUACGGAAGCUGCCUGCUGUACAACAGCAUGUUCCUUAGGCACAAAGAUCGAAUGGACAAGAGGAUGGUCGAUCUCGCUAGGGAAGUAGCGCGUGCUGAGCUGCCUUCUUACCGUUGUCACUUUGAUGUUGUUGUUGCCUGCGAAGAUGAAGAGGACAACGACAUCGAUAUUCCGCAGGUCUCUAUUUACUUUAGGUAGAUCGUUUAAGAAACCAACCGGGAAAAGAAUACUACUACUAUUACUACUACAAGAUUCCCUCAGCGGAUAGACGAAACACCUUCUGUCGAUACAUUUCCCAGAGAGUUACCGAUUCUAUGAACACUUGGACAGUUUUAUUUCUGCUUCUCUUGUGCGUGCUGUUGUCGGCCUGUGCCUUUGCCGUCUAGCUCGAAGAAGUGUACUCUCUAUCUCUUUCAGUAGAAGACGUAAGUUAUUUUUACGUUUAUAGCUGUUCUCAUCUCGUUUGAGAAAAGGAAUUUUCAGUUGUGAUUGCAUAUCUCGUUUGAAGACGUAGCAAGCCAUUGAUAAACCCUGGCUUGCGUUUCAAGUUCUCUCCACUAGGGGUGUGCAAUGGGUCUGCGUCUUCCUGCUGUCGCCUGGUUCAUCGAGCCAUCAUUGUCUGGUUUGACAACCGGCGACCCCCCCAUAUCGCCUGAGAAGGAAGAGAGAUGAAGGGACGCCGGAAAAGAAACGAAAAAGGAGAAGUGGGUGGGAGACACAAAAUUGUUAUUAUAUUAUCUAUUUUGAAUUUAGAAUUAUGAUGUGGCUGAGUACAUGGCAUAUAUGUGUCCGCCUUUGUUUUCAGAAUCGGACUAGAGGUUCAACCGAAAAAGUUAGUGGUUUAGGGUUCAGUGAUUUACCUAUAAAAUCGUUUGUUUUCAGAACCGGACUAGAGGCUCAACUGAAAAAGUUAGUGAUUUAGGGUUCAGUGGUUAACCGUUAUAAAAUCGUUGGUGAACUGUUCAUGAUAUAUAACAUAUAAGAAUGAAGGUAUCAUUGACCAUAAACAAUUUCAAAUUCA